This is a messenger RNA of Menidia menidia (Atlantic silverside), 468 nucleotides long. The record is from the annotation of a GenBank genome assembly. NCBI's taxonomy places the organism in Eukaryota, Metazoa, Chordata, Actinopteri, Atheriniformes, Atherinopsidae.
AUGGCACCGAAGGUGAAGAAGGAAGCUGUCCCUGCCAAGACCGAGGCAAAGUCCAAGGCUCUUAAGGCCAAAAAGGCUGUGCUCAAAGGUGUGCACAGCCAGAGGAAGAAGAAAGUCAGAACUUCUCCCACCUUCCGUCGUCCUAAAACCCUUCGUCUCCGCAGACAGCCCAAGUAUCCACGCAAGAGUGCUCCCCGCAGGAACAAGCUGGAUCACUAUGCCAUCAUCAAGUUCCCCUUGACGACAGAGUCUGCGAUGAAGAAAAUUGAGGACAACAACACACUUGUGUUCAUUGUGGAUGUCAAGGCUAACAAACACCAGAUCAAACACGCUGUCAAGAAGCUGUAUGAUAUUGACGUCGCCAAAGUUAACACACUCAUCAGGCCAGACGGUGAGAAGAAGGCAUACGUCCGUCUUGCACCAGAUUACGAUGCGUUGGACGUUGCUAACAAGAUUGGCAUCAUCUAA